AUGUGUAUUAUUUUGCAUUUGGAAGAAGUAAUUGAAGAACAAAAUAAUUUGAUUUUACGUCGACCCAGCUGGCCCACAAAGGUGCGGGUUGAGGGUCGACCCGACUAUCGACCCAGCCGUUGA
Molecule: messenger RNA, 123 nt
Organism: Scutellospora calospora
Lineage: Eukaryota; Fungi; Glomeromycota; Glomeromycetes; Diversisporales; Gigasporaceae
Source: the annotation of a GenBank genome assembly